AUGGCCAGACUUGCCCACCGGCUCCGAGAAAUACAACGCCUACCCUAUGUUGUGGUCACGAACCCACAUCUUUCCAUGGUCUAUGAGUUAUACUACAAAUCCUUCGAGAGCUUUCGGCGCUUUCCGGUCAUCAGAACUGUCGAGGAAAAUGAUGCUUUUUGCAAGGUAAUCAGCGAGAAUUUGCAAGAACAUUUGUCUGUUAUACCCAAUCUCGUUGUCGGAGUUCUCGAAUGUCAGGAAUUGGUUUCGCCCGACACCAUGGACAAUUUCGUUCAAGCCAUGUUACGAGCUCGAAUUUCGCGAAGAGUCAUUGCUGAACAGCAUCUGGCACUCACCGAGACAUACAAUUCGCCAUGGCAUGUGGCGCAACCUAGUUCAGAGAAUGAGUUUGUUGGCGAGGUACUCCUUCGUUGCAAUGCCAAAGAAGUCAUAGAACGGUGUGGUAGUCUCUCCCGAGAGAUGUGCAGGUCCUCGGCAUCUUCCGAGAUGGCCAUUCCGGAAAUCAAAAUACAAGGUCAUACGAAUGCCACUUUCCCUUACGUGCUGAGCCAUCUGGAAUACAUUAUAGGGGAACUGUUACGAAAUUCGGUACAAGCAGUCAUGCAACGGUUUCGUACCACGAAGAAACCUCCGCCUCCGAUCGAGGUGUUGAUUUGCGAGGCACCUCAAAAUGUGGUCAUUCGCAUUUCCGACCAGGGCGGUGGGAUCCCUCGUGAUAUCAUUCCAUUUCUCUGGUCCUUCAACAAGGGGCCACGAAGUGCAUCUCGAUUGGAGAACUUUAGAGAUGUACCAACCCUUGCAGGAACCAUGCAAGAAGUACGACUGUCAGGCAAUCUUGGGACCAAAGGCAAAAUCCGGGAUUCCUCCCUCAGCACACUCGCAUCGCGACCACCGGAUUUCAGGCUGGGGAUGGGCUUGCCAAUGAGUCGAGUUUAUGCAGAAUACUGGGCAGGCGGCCUUGAACUGCACAGUUUAGAAGGGUACGGCGUGGACGCGUUUUUGCAAAUUUCCAAACUGGGCAAUCAGAAUGAGCAGUUGACUUCACGUGCAAGUAUGGACGCGGUAUGA
Molecule: messenger RNA, 1068 nt
Organism: Exophiala bonariae
Lineage: Eukaryota; Fungi; Ascomycota; Eurotiomycetes; Chaetothyriales; Herpotrichiellaceae
Exons: 1
Coding region: 1-1068 (355 amino acids)
Biological process (GO): regulation of glucose metabolic process; protein phosphorylation
Cellular component (GO): mitochondrion
Molecular function (GO): pyruvate dehydrogenase (acetyl-transferring) kinase activity
Source: RefSeq, a predicted model, not a curated record